AUGUCGGAUUUCGAGAACGGUCUCAUCGCGAUACGUGCGACCGUUCAAUUUAUGUCUCGGAUAGCAGUGAAUUAUAAGAAGGCCGGCAAGGAGAAAUUUACGAUUACGAAGACUAAGCUUCGCAUGGAGCAAUUACGGGAGCACUGGCAAACUUGCUGUAAGCAGCACGUCGAGCUCCUGCAGGUCGCUGACAAAGACGAUCUCCAACAUGAUUACUUCACUGACGACGAAAUUAGCAAAGCUGAAGCGGUGUUCGAGGACUCGCAAGAUUUCUUAGCAGGCCUACUCGACAAACAGGAGCUACGUACUCCAUCUGACGCUGAUCAGAGUUCUAUCAGCGUCCAUCACCCGUCUGGUCACGGGUCAUCAGCCUUCGCGCUACCAAGGAUCACCAUUCCAGUUUUCAAGGGCGAAAUGACCAAGUGGGAGAGCUUCCGAGACACCUUCCAGGCUUUAGUCGGCGCCCACGAAACUCUCUCGGACGCGCAGAAGCUACACUAUUUGAAGUCGUUCAUGGACGGGGAUGCUGCGCUUCUGUUGAAGCACAUCACGACUUCUGACUUGAACUACGCUGGAGCUUGGCAGAUUUUGUUGGAUGAGUAUAACAACGCACGGUCUCUAGUCCAUGCGCAUAUUCACGCGUUCGCGAGUCUCACUGUAAUGAAGACCGAAAACGCUGCCGAAUUAAAGCUGUUGCGCGAUACUGUAACCGCGUCGUUAUCGGCAUUAUCAAAUUUAGGCCGAGAUACCGAUCAAUGGGACGACUUGCUUGUGUACAUCGUCACUCAAAAGUUCAGCUCGCGUACUCGUACCGAAUGGAACUUGCGUUUAGGCGCGUCAACCGAUUACCCUACAUUUAAAACACUUCGCGAAUUUAUUACGGAACGUCUUCGCGGCUUAUCUGAUCUUGUGCCUCUUGUAACUAAUUGCGCUACCGCCGGCUUGUCCGCGCGUUCCGAUAAAUCGAAUAAAAUCAAGGCAACGGUUCAUAACACUACGGACCGUAAGUGUCCUUGCUGUCAGGGGAAUCAUUUCCUGUCAUUUUGUCAGACUUUCCGAAAACGGUCGCUAGACCAACGCGGGCAGCUCGCUAGACAAGCUCGCGUCUGCUUCAAUUGUUUAAGACCCGGGCAUUUUCCGCUAAAUUGUCCAAGUGAGAAGCGCUGUAACUCUUGUCAACGCGCUCACCAUUCAUUACUUCAUCGCGACAACAUCGGCGUAGCAAUCGCCGACGCUACGGAUCGAGAAGGUACGAAAUCGCGACACGAAUCCGCGGCAAAUAAAGCGUGCGAAGCACAAGGCGCAUUUAAUGACGCCUCCACCAACGUAGCGACUAAUUAUACCGUAUCUCUAGGUGCGCGAUCUCAAGCUCCGAUUCCCGUCCUUCUCGCUACCGCUCGGGUCCGACUUCACACGGUUGAAGGACGAACUGUACAGGCCCGCGCUCUCUUCGAUCAAGGCUCGACAUAUAGCUUUAUUUCGGAAGCUCUCGCACAGAGAUUACGUCCGACGCGACGUCGCGCGAAUUUACACAUUACCGGUUUCGGGGAAGAAUACUCUGGCAUCGCGCGAGCACAAACGAGUCUUCUACUCGAAUCGUGUCUCCGUCCUGGAUCACGACUGCCGAUUUCAGUAUACAUUUAUCAAAAGAUCACGGCUUACGCAGCUACUCAAGCGUUUUCCGUCGACGAUUGGCCUCACCUGAAAGGCUUAGAACUCGCGGAUCCCGAUCCGUCAAAUAAAGAAAAUAUUGAAGUAUUAAUCGGAGCCGACCUCUAUGGUUCAUUGCUACUCGGGCCAAUCCAAAGGGGGCCUCCCGGUUCCCCUACGGCGCGCGCAGUUAACGUCGUUAGGUUGGAUAGUUUCAGGCCCGGCAAAGUCAUUGGAUUUAGUAUCGCUUCAGGAAGCGACGGUUAUGUCUUGUGUGGCCGCUCCAUCUCUAGACGAGCUCAUUCAAAAAUUUGGGAAACGGAGGAGAUUCCCUCUAAAAUCAUUUACUCUCCCGAAGAGGAGCUAUGCGAAACGCAUUUUAGUCAAACCCAUUCGCGGAAUGCGGACGGCCGUUAUAUUAUUCGAUUGCCAUUCCGAAAUAAUCAGCCUCCCGUUCUGGGCGAUAGUUAUAAUCUCGCUCAACGGUUGUAUUCCAAACGGAACGACGAUUACUUCGCAAUAGCGACCUUGCUGCGGAAUACAAUAAAUUUCUCGCUGAAUACGAAGUUUUAG
Messenger RNA from Nylanderia fulva, 2223 nucleotides. RefSeq lists its product as uncharacterized. Gene Ontology annotation, biological process: DNA integration. The record is from RefSeq and is a predicted model, not a curated record. Gene Ontology annotation, molecular function: nucleic acid binding; zinc ion binding. Lineage: Eukaryota; Metazoa; Arthropoda; Insecta; Hymenoptera; Formicidae.